AUGGCUCGCGCGCGGGCCGGGGACUGGGACGGAUCUAACGUGCACGAGCCUUUCUCCACCCCAAACGCGGCGCCUGCCCCGCGAGGCGCACGUGAAGAGUGCUUCUACCUCAAGCUCGGCACUGCCGCCAAGGGCACGACGGCUCAAUGUGGAGCUUGCGUGGCGGUGCAGCGUCCGGGUGCUGAGAAACGCUUCCCAGCCGUCUCCCUGCUGCAGUCGGCCAAACUGUGGCAGAAGUCCUAUUUUUACAUCAAGAACCUCCAUCCGACGCUGGACUACAUCAACUUGUUGGCUUAUGUAGCCGGCCUGCCUGUCGAGCCACGCACCAACUGCCGGUAUAAGCCGAGCACCCUAUCGGCUGCCUCCAACGCCGCCCUCGCCCGACUUCAGGUGAUGACGGAGUCGGAGGGCCUCAAGGGCUCGGAUUUGCUGGCCGCCUAUGUGGCGCGCCGAGUGCUCCCCCUCCAAGCCCAGCCCCACAUCAUCAGCCGCAUGAGUGGGCACCGGGACCCGUGCCGGAUGUGCUCAAAGGAGCUGCCGGACAUGGAGGUGGCCCGGUGUAACACCCCGGAUUCCAAAACCCUAGCCAUCUCCCUCUCCGCGGCCAGACGCGUCCACCGCCGCCGGACUAACCAGCGCCGCCGCGCCCAGCCAAUCAGGGGCUGCCAUGUGGCAAGCCACCCCCACGCCGCCGCCGAGGCCCGCGAGCCCGUAGCCGGCCCUCCCGGCCCGUCUUCCCCGCGCCGCCGCCCGAGCGCCCUCGAACCCCGCCGCCUGCCGGACUCCGCCGGCGCCGCCCCGCCGCCAUCGCCGCCGUUCACGCGGGCCACCGCCUCCGCGCCUGGCGCCGCGGCUUCCCCGCCGCCCGAGCCCGCCGGCGUGCCGCCGCGCCUCGCCGUCCUUCCCCGCGCCCGUCGGCCUCCUCCUCUCCUCCGGCCCGUCCCUCCUCCGCUCCGGUCAACAGCAGCUCCGUCGAGCUCGAGCAGCUCUUCUCCGGCGAGCAACCACCGGCCCAAUCCAGAUCUGUUGUCGGAGAAGGAUUUGCAGUUCGGCAAGCGGCUGUACGACCGUGCGCACCCGCCGCCUGCGUUGGCCAUGGUGCGGGUCUUCUCAACCCAGUCGGCCACCGACGCCCUGGAGCCGGGUCAUCAAUACAUGCCGGAUCGGUCAAGGAGCGACGUGGACGACCCCGACUUGGGGGCUGCCACCAUGGAAGUGGACGACGCCACGGGUGGCGAUGGUGGAGCAGGCGGCUCCGGAGGAGGCGGCCUUGAGGACUGGCCGGAUGACGAUGAGGAGGAGAACGAGCCGCGCCGCACGCACGGUGCCGACAAGGCGGGCGCGAGCUCUUCAGCCGCGCCGACUGCACCAGGCGGUGCACCGAAGCACUGA
Molecule: messenger RNA, 1392 nt
Organism: Aegilops tauschii subsp. strangulata
Lineage: Eukaryota; Viridiplantae; Streptophyta; Magnoliopsida; Poales; Poaceae
Source: RefSeq, a predicted model, not a curated record